Messenger RNA from Trichechus manatus latirostris (Florida manatee), 4224 nucleotides. RefSeq names its product macrophage stimulating 1 receptor (gene MST1R). Gene Ontology annotation, molecular function: ATP binding; protein binding; hepatocyte growth factor receptor activity. The record is from RefSeq and is a predicted model, not a curated record. NCBI's taxonomy places the organism in Eukaryota, Metazoa, Chordata, Mammalia, Sirenia, Trichechidae. The coding region runs from base 1 to 4224 and encodes 1407 amino acids. The transcript has 20 exons. Gene Ontology annotation, cellular component: basal plasma membrane; plasma membrane; signaling receptor complex. Gene Ontology annotation, biological process: positive regulation of kinase activity; cell migration; neuron differentiation.
AUGGCGCUCCUCCUGCCGGCGUCGCCACAGCUCUCCCGAUUGCUGCUGCUGCUGCUGCUGCCAACGAUGACGAUACCCGCAGCAAAGCAGUGCCAGGGCACCCAGCAGUGCUCGCGAAUCCCAUACGCUGCCUCCCGCGACUUUGACGUGGAGUACUCUGUUCCCAGCUUCUCUGCUGGUGGCCGGGUACAGGCCGUGGCGACCUACGAGGACCAGGACGGGAGUGCCAUUUUCGUGGCCACGCGCAACCGCCUGCACGUGCUGGGGCCGGGCCUGCAGCCAGUCCAGAGCCUGGCGACGGGCCCCGUCGGAGAUCCUGGCUGCCAGACGUGCUCAGCCUGUGGCCUGGGUCCCCAUGGCCCACCGGGCGACACAGAUACGCAGGUGCUGGUGCUGGAGCCGGCGCUUCCGGCGCUGGUCAGCUGCGGUUCAAGCCUAUGGGGCCGCUGCUUCCUGCAUGAGUUGGAGCUCAAUGAGGAGACCGUGCGCCUGGCGCCGUCAGCCUGCCUCUUCUCGGCCCACCAUAACCUGCCGGAGAACUGCCCUGACUGUGUGGCCAGCCCGCUGGGCACCCGGGUGACCGUGGUCGAGCUGGGCCAGGCUUCCUACUUCUACGUGGCGUCGUCUCUGGACGCAACGGUGGCCGCCCGCUUCAGCCCGCGCUCGGUGUCCAUCAGGCGCCUUAAGGGGGACGCCUCGGGAUUUGAACCAGGCUUUGAGGCGCUAUCAGUGCUACCCACUCACCUCGCCUCCUACCAUAUAGAAUACGUGCACAGCUUCCGCUCGGGAGCAUUUGUGUACUUUCUGACUGUGCAGCCGGCCAGCGUGGAGGCCGGGCCGGGCGCCCUGCACACGCGCCUGGCUCGACUUAGCGCCACUGAAGUAGAGCUGGGUGACUACCGCGAGCUGGUUCUCGACUGCCGUUUUGAGCCUAAACGCCGUCGCCGCGGGGCCCCCGAGGGCAGGCAACCCUACCCGGUGCUGCGCGCAGCCCACGCAGCUCCCGUGGGCGCCCAACUGGCCACGGAGCUGAGCAUCACUGAGGGCCAGGUCGUGCUAUUCGGGGUCUUUGCAGCGAGCAGGGACCGUGGUCCCAGCGAAGGCCCCAAUUCUGUCGUCUGUGCCUUCCCCAUUGACCUGCUGGAUACCCUCAUCGAGGAGGGCGUGGAACGCUGCUGCCAGCCCCCUGUCCACCCGGGCCUCCGGAGAGGCCUCGACUUCUUCCAGCUGCCGAGCUUGUGCCCCAACCCGCCUGGCCUGGUGGUCCCCAGCUCCAACAUCAGCUGCCGCCAUUUCCCUCUGCUGGUUAGCAGCAGCUUCUUGCGUGUGGACCUAUUCAACGGGCUGCUGGGAAAGGAGCAGAUCACUGCACUACAUGUGACGUGCAUGGAGAAUGUCACGGUGGCCCACAUGGGCACGGCUGAUGGACGCAUCCUGCAGGUGGAGUUGGCCAGAUCUCUCAACUACUUGCUGUAUGUGUCCAACUUCUCGCUGGACAGCAAUGGGCAGCCUGUGCAGCGGGAUGUCAGUCGCCUUGGGGAUCACCUGCUCUUUGCCUCUGGAGACCAGGUCUUCCAGGUACCCAUCCGGGGCCCUGGCUGCCGCCACUUCCUCACCUGUUGGCGUUGCCUACGGGCUCAGCGCUUCAUGGGCUGUGGCUGGUGUGGGACCAUGUGCGGACAACAGAAGGAAUGUCCCGGCUCCUGGCAACAGGAUCACUGCCCACCUGAGCUCACUGAGUUUCAUCCUCACAGUGGGCCCCUAAGGGGCAGCACGAGGCUGACCCUGUGUGGCUCCAAUUUCUACCGGAACCCUGCUGGCCUGGUGCCUACAGGCACCCAUCAGGUCACUGUGGGCCAAAGUCCCUGCCAGCUGCUGCCCAAGGACACCUCAAACUUCAGACCAGUUCCCCGGAAGGACUUUGUAGAGGAGCUUGAGUGUGAGCUGGAGCCCUUGGGUAUGCAGGCAGCUGGGCCUGCCAACAUCAGCCUCACUGUGACCAACACGAUGACAAGCAAGCACUUCCGGGUAGACGGCACCUCUGUGUUGCAAGGCUUCUCUUUCUUGGAGCCAGAGCUGACAGCCGUGCAGCCCCUGUUUGGCCCGCGGGCAGGGGGCACCCUCCUCACCCUUAAAGGUCAAGGUCUGUGCGUAGGUACCAGCCUAGCUGUGCUAGUCAAUGGGACCGAGUGCCUGCUAGAACAGGUCAGCGAGGGGCAGCUUCUAUGUGCCACACCCCCCGGGGCUGCCACGGCCAGAGUUCCCCUUCGCCUGCAGGUGGGGGGUGCUGAGGUACCUGGCCCCUGGACCUUCAACUACCAAGAAAACCCCAUUGUGCUGGGCAUCAGCCCCAACUGUGGCUACACUGGUUCCCAUGUCACCAUCCGAGGCCAGCACCUGACUUCAGCAUGGCGCCUAGUGCUAUCAUUCCACGAUGGGCUUGGGGCAGUGGAGAACAGGUGUGAGAGGCAGCUUCCGGAGCAGCAGAAGUGCUACCUCCCUGAAUACGUGGUCCGAGGCCCCCAGGAGUGGGUAACAGGGAACCUGAGUGUCCGGGGGGAUGGAGCUGCUGGCUUCACACUGCCUGGCUUUCGCUUCCUGCCCCCUCCCCAUCUGCCCAACGCUGACCUGGCCCCGCUGAAGCCUGAGGAACAUGCCAUUAAGUUCCAGUAUAUUGGGCUGGCCGCUGUGGCUGACUGCGUGAGUGUGAACGUGACCGUGGGUGGUGAGAGCUGCCAGCACAAGUUCCGGGGGGACAUGGUCAUCUGCUCCCUGCCUCCCUCCCUGGAACUUGGCAAGAAUGACGUCCGGCUGCAGGUCUGCGUGGAUAGCGUGUGUCACAUCCUGGGCAAGGUGAUGCGGCUGGGCCCAAAGAGGCUCCCACAGGGCAUACUCCUUAGUGUCCUGCUGGUCCUGCUCCUGCUUGUGGCUGUACUGGUCAUCGCUCUGGUCUUCAACUGCUGGUGGCGGCGGAGGAAGCAGCUAGGCCUUUCUUCCAACUUGGCUAACCUGGCAUCCCUGGAUCAGACCUCUGGAGACAUCCCCCUGCCUUUGCUCCGCUCAGGCUCUGACUACAGAAAUGGCCUAGCAUUCCCGGCCACUGAGGGUCUGGGCCCCACCACCCAGACCCAUGGACUCUCCUCAGAUGACAUGGAUGAGUCCUGUGUUCCACUGCUCCAGACAGAGUCCAUCCAACUCCAGGACCUAGAUCCCAAGCUCCUGGCUGAAGUCAAGGAUGUGCUGAUUCCCCAUGAGCGAGUGGUCACCCACAGUGACCAAGUCAUUGGCAAAGGCCACUUCGGAGUUGUCUACCAUGGGGAAUACACAGACCAGGCCCAGAAUCGAAUCCACUGUGCCAUCAAGUCGCUGAGUCGCAUCACAGAGGUGCAGGAGGUGGAGGCCUUUCUGCGCGAGGGGCUGCUCAUGAGUGGCCUGCACCAUCCGAACGUGCUGGCUCUCAUCGGUAUCACACUGCCACCUAACGGACUGCCCCGUGUGCUGCUGCCCUAUAUGCACCAUGGAGACCUGCGCCAGUUCAUCCGUUCACCCCAGCGGAACCCCACAGUGAAGGACCUCAUCAGCUUCGGCCUGCAGGUAGCCCAUGGCAUGGAGUAUCUGGCAGAGCAGAAAUUUGUGCACAGGGACCUGGCUGCUCGGAAUUGCAUGCUGGACGAGUCAUUCACAGUCAAGGUGGCUGACUUUGGUCUGACCCGUGGCAUCCUGGACAAGGAGUACUACAGUGUUCGACGGUACCGCCACGCUCGCCUACCUGUCAAAUGGAUGGCACUGGAGAGCCUGCAGACCUACAGGUUCACCACCAAGUCGGACGUGUGGUCGUUUGGUGUGCUUCUGUGGGAGUUGCUGACACGGGGCGCCCCACCAUACCCUCACAUCGACCCCUUUGACCUUACCGACUUCCUGGCCCAGGGCCGGCGCCUGCACCAGCCUGAGUAUUGCCCUGAUUCCCUGUACGCAGUGAUGCAGCGCUGCUGGGCUACGGAUCCAGGGGCCCGACCUACCUUCGGGGUGCUGGUGCGGGAAGUGGAGCGUGUGGCGUCCACGCUGCGCGGGAACCACUACGUGCAGUUGUCUGCAGCCUAUGUGAACGUGGGCCCCACUGCCUUGGACUGGGCAAACGCGUCCGUGGAACAGCCACUGGUCCCUCCAGCGCCUCCAGUGCAUAGGAGCGGGGGGCGGCCCCGCCCCCUCUCAGAGCCGCUGUGA